Messenger RNA from Musa acuminata subsp. malaccensis (wild Malaysian banana), 2103 nucleotides. RefSeq lists its product as uncharacterized. Lineage: Eukaryota; Viridiplantae; Streptophyta; Magnoliopsida; Zingiberales; Musaceae. The record is from RefSeq and is a predicted model, not a curated record.
CUGCCGACGCCUCCGUCGCCCCCUCCCUUGCUGUCGACAGAGGAGCAUGAGGGGCGUUGGUCGGAGGCGUAUGUAGCGAAGGAAGAACGGGGACCCUCCUACGAGGUGGCUGGGACCCACAACGGUGGCGGCGAGGCAGCAGGCUGUUUGCGUUGUCGGCGGUGGCACAAGGGGCAACGGUUGCCUCUCGCCUGGGAAGAGGUGAGGCGGGCGAUGGGGAAGGGCGGGCCUCAUGGCGGCAGGGAAGCGAGCGGAAGCGGAGGUGACAGACAGGGAAGCACAGGCGAGGCCGGCGGGGAAGCGAUGGCAGCGCGUCGUUCCUUGACCGGAGAGACGAAAAAGGAUGUCAUGGUGGGCGCGGUCCCUGGUGAACUCUCUGCGGGGCGGCGACGACGAAGACGACGAAUCGGAGGAAUUCGAGGAGGAAAAAGCAGCAGCGAGGAAUGAGAAAUCCCGCGUCGGAUCCCCAUCAAUAGCGCAAGAACAAGGGCAAAUAGAAGAAGAAGAAGACGAAGAGGAGGGGGAAACGCCGACGCGGGGCGUUAAAGAUGACCUCUCCGAGCUCACUGAGACCCUCACCCGCCAGUUCUGGGGCGUCGCCUCCUUCCUCGCCCCCGCCCCUCCCGGGCCCGACCACGGCGAUCGGGCGCUCGCCGGGCAGCCCGGUGAGGUUGACCUCCCGCCGCCGGCUGCGGAUUCGCCGAGGAUCGCAGGAAUCCGCAGCGAUUUUGCGGAGAUCGGCGGGAAGUUUAAGAGUGGGAUCUCGCAGGUGCUGUCACAAUCCAAGGCCGUGACGGAGAUUUCUAAGUUCGCGUCUUCCCUUUUGCCGUUUGGAUCGGACGAAGAGGAGUUGGAUGAGGAUGAGGAGAAUGAUGGGGUUGGAGUUGAUCCUGUUGGUGUUAAUGAGCAAGUUUUGGCUUUUGCAAGGAAUAUUGCCAAUCAUCCGGAGACUUGGCUGGAUUUCCCUUUGCCCCAUUAUGAAGAUGACUUUGAUGAUUUUGAAAUGUCAGAUGCCCAGCUAAAACAUGCCUCGAUGGUUGAACUUCAUGCACCCGAAUUUGCAGUUCUGAAGACUGAGCUUUGCCCUAGUCAAAUGAGCGAAGGGUAUUUCUGGAAGAUCUAUUUUGUGCUUCUGCAUUCUAGACUCAAUAGGCGUGAUGCUGAACUCCUGUCUACGCCUCAGAUUGUUGAAGCUAGAGCCAGGCUUCUACAAGAUAUGCACAGCCAGACAAAACCGAUAUCUGAGAGGCUAUGGAUAGAAGCAUCUCGUAGUAAAGAUGAUGUAACAACGAUUCCCAUUGAAGAGAAUGUCAUGGGACCUCUGGAUGCUGUUAAUGUCACUUCCGCACCCGCAACACUUCCAUGUGAAGAACCAGCUUCUGAUUCUAUGAAAGACAUUGAGAUACCCUCUGAUGCCAUGGAAGAAGUCGAGACUGAAAAGCAUCCUGUCCAAACUACCGAGGUAAAAGUUGUUGACAAAGCGGUUGUAGAAGAAGGGCCAGCAAGUAAGAAUAUAUCCAGCUUGACAUCUAAAGACGCCACUCCGAUGAAGUACGAGGACGGUGACGAGUGGUUGGAGGAUGACAGUGGUGAAACUAGUAGCGCAAGGGGUGUGGCUAUUCCUUUAGGGCAAGAAGAGGAUGUAUCCUUCAGUGAUCUGGAGGAUGUCGAUGAUGAUCAAGGUCCAACUCGAAGCUCAAAAACAGUUUCAGUGGAUUCUCAAACAACAGAUUCUACAGGCUUGGUUCGGCCAAACAAAGUUUCUGGGGGUUCAGUAAAAGGCAGCAACUCCACCAGCCCAAAGUCGGAGGAAUAUAACAAUUGGAUGGACAUUGAAGAUUUUGAUGUGGAAUGACACAAGGAACUGAUCCUUGUGGAGUUGGUGCUAUGAAGAAUCAGCUCUCUAUCUUUUAUACCGAGAUCCUGACUUUAUCUCCAAGUGUUCAUGAUCUAGUAGUGUUCUGUACAUAGUCUCAGCAUUGCCCAGUGUCUUUGAACUAGGAUUUACAUAAGAUCACUCUAUUUCGAGCUCUGAUAACUUGUGGAUUGCUUUGAUCAUGCAAGAAUUGUGGAAAGAAAAGAGAAAUACUAGUGGGAGAAUAA